GUUGACCCAUAUAGACUCACUCACUACCUAGGACUUAAAACUUCAAUUAUACACUCUUAUAUCUCUUAUCUUCUUCUCCCUCCAUCACCUUCAAAAACAAUUCCGAUGAUUUGUUACGCUCUGUUUGUUUUCUAUAUUCUAGCUGCCGUCUCCGUCUCUGUAUCAUCUCUUAUCUUCUUCUCCCUCCUAUCACCUUCUAAUUAAAAAAAGAAUUUCCGAUGAUCUGUUACGUUUUGUUUGUCUUCUAUGUUCUCGUUUCCGUCCCUGGCCAAGGAGAAGAAGCAACGGCGCCAUACAAGCCAGACGAUGUUAUUCUCAUCAACUGCGGUGAACCCUCUGUCACCAUCGACACCGGCGGCCGAACUUGGAUGCCAGAGGAUAAGAAGAAAAUUCUGCCGUUGAAUUCGGACAACACGUCGUUCUCUUCAGACGCAUCAUACAAAGAAUUAAGGAUCCCUCAAGUUCCCUACAUGAACGCUAGGAUUUUCCGAUCAGAUUUUACGUACAGUUUUCCACUCUCUCCUGGUUGGAAAUUCAUCCGGUUACAUUUUUAUCCGGGCCAAUACGGGUACGGACCCGAUUUCGACGCGGUCAGUUCUUUCUUCUCCGUCAGCGUAAACAGUAUCACUCUCUUGACUAACUUUAGCGCUGAUUUAACGGUGAAAGCUUCCACAGGAGAGCCAACUCUAAUCAAAGAGUUUAUCGUUCCUGUUCACCAGGGGUUGAAUCUCACGUUCAGGCCGGCUAAGAAAUCGUUAGCAUUUGUUAACGGUAUCGAGAUCGUGUCCAUGCCUGACCGGUUUUACUCAAAGGGAGGAUUUGACAACAUGGUAUCAGAAGUCGGUAGUAACGUUGGCUUUGAGAUAGAAAACUCGACGGCUUUAGAGUCCGUUUAUCGUUUAAACGUAGGUGGACAAAUGGUGGGCGAGGUCGGCGAUUCGGGAAUGUUCAGGCGCUGGCUUUCUGAUGAUGAGUUCCUACUCGGUGUAAAUUCGGGAAUCAUCAUUGGGUACAUACCAGAUGUAGUGAUCAACUACACGGAAAAGACUCCAGCGUAUGUUGCCCCAGCAUACGUGUACGCCACGUCUCGCUCAAUGGGUAACGCCAGGUCUCCUGAGCUAAACCUGAACUUUAACAUGACAUGGUUAUUCACAGUCGAUGCUGGGUUUAAUUACCUCGUGAGGCUUCAUUUCUGUGAGACUUUACCGGAAGUAACACAACCCAACCAGCGCGUCUUCACCAUCUUCAUCGAACAUCAGAUUGCCAAGCUUGAUAUGGACGUGAUUCGGCUGAGUGGUGGUUCUCGGAUUCCAGUGUAUCUAGAUUUCAGCAUAUAUGUUGGUUCGGAAAGUGGGCCCAGACCUGAUCUACGACUUGACUUGUAUCCUUUUAAGGACUAUGCAUCGUAUUAUGACGUUAUUCUGAAUGGUGUAGAGAUUCUCAAGCUUAACAACUCAGAUGGUAAUCUAGCCGGACCUAAUCCAAAUCCUCCAUUAUCAUCGAACUUAACACCAAACCGUCUAAAGCCGCAGCAUAUGAAAGGUACGUCACAUGUUCUGGUGGUAAUCUUCAUAGCCGUUGGUUCUGCAGUUGGGCUGGUGACUUUCAUUGUUGUUCUCAUGUUGUCAAUGCGUCAGAGGAAGAGGAAGAAUAGAAAGGAAAAAAGUGUCGUCAUGUUCAAGAAACUACUGAAUAUGUACACGUAUGCAGAAGUAAAGAAAAUUACAAAGUCAUUUUCUCACAUACUUGGGAAAGGGGGAUUUGGAACCGUUUAUGGAGGAAACCUUUGUAAUGGUCGUAAGGUUGCAGUAAAGGUCUUGAAAGAUUUGAAGGGAAAUGGUGAGGAUUUCAUCAAUGAAGUCGCAAGCAUGAGCCAAACGUCUCAUGUAAACAUCGUUUCUCUUCUUGGUUUCUGCUAUGAAGGGUCUAAAAGAGCGAUUGUGUAUGAGUUUUUGGAGAAUGGGUCUCUCGAUCAGUUCAUCUCUAGAAAUAAGUCACUGGCUCGAGAUGUUAGAACAUUAUAUCGAAUUGCGUUGGGCAUUGCUCGAGGUCUGGAAUACUUACAUUAUGGCUGCAAAACAAGAAUUGUACAUUUCGACAUUAAACCUCAGAAUAUUCUGAUAGAUGGCAAUCUUUGUCCUAAAGUUUCAGACUUUGGCCUGGCUAAGCUUUGUGAAAAAAGAGAAAGCAUUGUGUCACUUAUAAACGCAAGAGGAACUAUAGGUUACAUUGCACCGGAGGUGUUCUCAAGAAUGUAUGGAAGAGUCUCGCAUAAGUCAGAUGUAUAUAGCUAUGGGAUGUUGAUCCUGGACAUGAUUGGAGCAAGGAACAAAGAAAUAGUAGAAAGUAUUGAUCCUGAUGCUAGUUCGACUUACUUUCCUGAUUGGAUCUAUAAGGAUCUUGAAGAUGGAGAGCAAACAUGGGUAUUUGGUGAUGAAAUAACCAAAGAAGAAAAAGAGACUGCAAAGAAGAUGAUUGUGGUAGGACUAUGGUGUAUCCAACCAUGCCCAUCAGAUCGUCCACCGAUGAACAAAGUCGUCGAAAUGAUGGAAGGAAGGUUAGAUGCUCUUGAAAUUCCCCCUAAGCCUUCCAUGCAUAUCUCCGCUGAGGUUAUUCCUGAAUCUUCUUCACUUUCUGAUGGCGAGGAAACUGGAUAAAAAAUAUUGUUGAUAAUUAUAAGCAUGAAAACCUUAUUUUAUUUGUUUUUCUUGUUCGGAUAAAAGAAAUUGUAAAAAAUAAAGUAUAAAGUUUACACAA
Molecule: messenger RNA, 2757 nt
Organism: Camelina sativa (false flax)
Lineage: Eukaryota; Viridiplantae; Streptophyta; Magnoliopsida; Brassicales; Brassicaceae
Product: putative receptor-like protein kinase At5g39030
Biological process (GO): protein phosphorylation
Molecular function (GO): ATP binding; protein kinase activity
Source: RefSeq, a predicted model, not a curated record